Messenger RNA from Bipolaris maydis ATCC 48331, 988 nucleotides. RefSeq names its product transmembrane adaptor Erv26. Lineage: Eukaryota; Fungi; Ascomycota; Dothideomycetes; Pleosporales; Pleosporaceae. Gene Ontology annotation, cellular component: COPII-coated ER to Golgi transport vesicle; endoplasmic reticulum membrane; Golgi membrane. Gene Ontology annotation, molecular function: COPII receptor activity. The record is from RefSeq and is a predicted model, not a curated record. Gene Ontology annotation, biological process: endoplasmic reticulum to Golgi vesicle-mediated transport.
ACUUCCCGAUCUUUUCAAUACUCCAGAUACUUUUCCAGAGGCCGCCUUUCACCAUGUGGAUAUUACCGUUGCUUGGAUACAUUGGCCUCAUACUGGGAUUUGCCUUCUUGACGCUGGCAAUAGCUUCUGGGCUCUACUACCUUUCCGAGCUCGUGGAAGAGCAUACAGUACUGGCAAAGAAGCUUUUGUACCGUCUCAUCUAUGGAGUUGUUGGCGUUCAGUUUCUUCUGCUUGUCGUUGACAAGUUCCCCGUCGGGCUAAGUCUGUUGAGCGUUGUGUCGCACGGCAUAUAUGCACAGAACCUUAGGCGCUUCCCAGUCGUCAAGCUCACCGACCCGUUAUUCUUACUGUCCUGCGCGCUCGUCAUUGUAAAUCAUUACCUUUGGUUUCGUCACUUUAGUGCUCCGGCUGCCAACUCCUAUUCUUCGUAUCCUUACGCACGCGACACGAAUAUUCCUACUUUUACCGAGAUCGCUGCCUACUUUGGGCUGUGCGUCUGGCUCGUCCCCUUUGCUCUUUUCGUUUCCCUGUCCGCUGGCGAGAAUGUUUUGCCCUCGAUGGGCUCCGAAUAUGCGACCGGCGAUGGAAGCAGUUAUAUCAACCCAGGAAAAGCGCCCGAUUCAUUUGGAAGCGGGUCGAGCGUUGGAGUGACCGGAAUGCAGGGAAAGAGACGGGCGAGGAGUGGGACAAAUGCGGGCAUGGCAAAAGCCGUUGUCACUGGUGUCAAGGAGUGGGUUGGUGAGACUGGAGAAGUCAUGGGAUUUUGGAAGGGCGAGAGAACGAGACCUACUUUUUGAGAGCCCGGCCUCAUUUGCGGUGCAUGAAUGUACGAGUAAUGUAUGUAUGUUCUGAUGCAUAAACCCCUAUUAGGCGGUCCGUUCCUAUACUUAUCUGUCUUAUAUAUCACGGCCAAAAGUGAAUUGCACAUCUACACCCCUAUACGGCUAGAACUCUACACUACGCAGAAAUUCGAUACUCAUUUUUUAAU